AUGGGGGGCUUAACAUUCGAAGGCGCAUUGAAAAACAUCAGUCACAUCCAGCUUGAAUUUAUCAAGGAGGUCCUCGAGAAAAGGGGGUACAAUGACAGAGUGGUUCAUGUAGAGGCGGUCGGGGCGGCCGGAGACAACUUCAUCGCCAACGUCAAAAGGAUAACAGUCGAUGGCGAGAAUGGCCCCUUCAAAAUGAUCGCUAAAAUCGCCCCUCAAAAUGAAAACGUUAGGAUGGCCACACAAACACAGGUCUUAUUUGGCAACGAACACCACAUGUACACUGUCGUUUUGCCGAAAUAUCAGCAGCUAGAAGAAGAAGCAGAGAUUCCUAAUGACGACAGAUUCAGAUUUGCCGAAUGCUAUGGCUCAAGCACUCAAGUCCCGCAUGAAGUGAUAUUACUAGAAGAUCUACAGGUGCCGGGUUUUAAGAUGCUGGACAGGUUCACGUCUCUGUCUGACGAAUGCAUUCGGUCCACGCUCAAAAACUUCGCAAAGUUCCACGCUCUAUCGUUCACGCUUAAAAAUAAACAGCCAGAAACCUUUAAUUCGCUGAAGAGUAAAUUAUUCGAUAUGUGGAGUCACAUGGAUAGCUCAGCUGAUAUAUACUUCGGAAAACUAGAAGCUGGUGCUGAGCAGCUCGUGGAUGGCGAAGAAAGGAAGAAUAUAAUCAGGGGUGCCAUUGGAAAGGCGCUUUCUAUGGCACGAAAAAUUGCUCAAGUUGAAUCAGGGUCAAAAUAUUUCGUCAUUCAACAAGGAGACUCGUGGACUAACAACAUAAUGUUCAGAUAUGAUGGUGAAAACCUCGUCGAAUCAGUAUUGAUCGACUAUCAAAUCUCCAAAGAAACGAGUCCCGUCUGCGACAUCCAAUACAUGAUCUUCAAUUGCACCGACCACAAAACCAGACUCAAAUAUUUUAACGAAUGGCUCGACUAUUAUCACGCAGAAUUAGAAAAACGCCUAACGAAUUUCGGACUUAAAAUCGUAAAUGUAUACCCCAGGGAACAAUUUGACGUCGACAUGAAGAAAUAUAGUGGAAUGAUGUUGGGACUCUCUACUAUUCUCGCAAGCGUACUAACCAUGAAUUCAGAGGACGCUGGGAAAAUGAAGGAAACGAUGGAAUCGACAUCACCAGAUGAACUACCAGCAAACAACGAAGUAGAAGAUUACAAUGUUGAGCACACGAUAAAAUUUAAAACUAGACUCGAAGGUCUUAUAGAUAGUUAUCUUGAAUUCAAUUUAAUUUAG
Bombyx mandarina (wild silkworm) is the source of this 1245-nucleotide messenger RNA. RefSeq lists its product as uncharacterized. The record is from RefSeq and is a predicted model, not a curated record. NCBI's taxonomy places the organism in Eukaryota, Metazoa, Arthropoda, Insecta, Lepidoptera, Bombycidae.